Molecule: messenger RNA, 5643 nt
Organism: Chinchilla lanigera (long-tailed chinchilla)
Lineage: Eukaryota; Metazoa; Chordata; Mammalia; Rodentia; Chinchillidae
Gene: Lrp6
Product: low density lipoprotein receptor-related protein 6
Exons: 23
Coding region: 289-5130 (1613 amino acids)
Biological process (GO): chemical synaptic transmission; canonical Wnt signaling pathway; receptor-mediated endocytosis involved in cholesterol transport
Molecular function (GO): Wnt receptor activity; Wnt-protein binding
Source: RefSeq, a predicted model, not a curated record
CGUAAGGAAGAGGCUGAAUGAGGCGCCGCGCGGGGGCCGUGGGGCGCCGGGGGAGGAGGCGGCGGGAUGGGAGCAGACGCUGGCGUCGCGCGAGCCCGGGGCAGAGCGGCGCGGUAGAGAGGGCGGCGGCGGCGGCCACGCGCGCGGAGCCUUGACGUGCCCCUUUCUUUCUUCUCUCUGGGAAGCAUGAGCGUGCAGACCCGCCGCCGCGGCGGCCGCCCGGGCUCUUCGCCUCCCCCUCUUCUGGUCGCCCCUCGCCGGUGAGAGGAGAGAGCGCGAGAAGGGAAGAUGGGGGCCGUCCUGAGGAGCCUGCUGGCCUGCAGUUUCUGUGUGCUCCUGAGAGCGGCCCCUUUGUUGCUUUAUGCAAACAGACGGGACUUGCGGUUGGUGGAUGCUACAAAUGGCAAAGAGAAUGCUACAAUAGUAGUUGGAGGCCUGGAGGAUGCAGCUGCAGUGGACUUUGUCUUUGGUCAUGGCUUGAUCUACUGGAGUGAUGUCAGCGAAGAAGCUAUUAAGCGAACAGAAUUUAACAAAACUGAGAGUGUUCAGAAUGUUGUUGUUUCUGGAUUAUUGUCCCCUGAUGGGCUGGCAUGUGAUUGGCUUGGAGAAAAAUUAUAUUGGACAGAUUCGGAAACUAAUCGAAUUGAAGUUUCUAAUUUAGAUGGAUCUCUACGAAAAGUUUUGUUUUGGCAAGAGUUGGAUCAACCCAGAGCUAUUGCCUUAGAUCCCUCAAGUGGGUUCAUGUACUGGACAGACUGGGGAGAAGUGCCAAAGAUAGAACGUGCUGGAAUGGAUGGCUCAAGUCGUUUUGUUAUAAUAAAUACUGAAAUUUACUGGCCAAAUGGACUGACUUUGGACUAUGAUGAACGAAAGCUUUAUUGGGCAGAUGCCAAACUUAAUUUCAUCCACAAAUCAAACCUGGAUGGAACAAAUCGGCAGGCAGUGGUUAAAGGUUCCCUUCCACAUCCUUUUGCCUUGACGUUAUUUGAGGACACAUUGUACUGGACUGACUGGAAUACACACUCCAUUUUGGCUUGCAACAAGUAUACUGGCGAAGGUCUGCGUGAAAUCCAUUCUAACAUCUUCUCUCCCAUGGAUAUACAUGCCUUCAGCCAGCAGAGGCAGCCAAAUGCUACAAAUCCAUGUGGAAUUGAUAAUGGUGGUUGUUCUCAUCUGUGUUUGAUGUCUCCAGUCAAACCAUUUUAUCAGUGUGCUUGCCCAACUGGGGUCAAACUUCUGGAGAAUGGAAAAACCUGCAAAAAUGGUGCCACUGAAUUACUGCUUUUAGCCCGCAGGACAGACUUGAGACGCAUUUCUUUGGAUACACCAGAUUUUACAGACAUAGUUCUGCAGUUAGAAGACAUUCGUCAUGCUAUUGCCAUAGAUUAUGAUCCUGUGGAAGGCUAUAUCUACUGGACUGAUGAUGAAGUGAGGGCCAUACGCCGCUCCUUCAUAGAUGGAUCUGGCAGUCAGUUUGUGGUCACUGCUCAAAUUGCCCAUCCUGAUGGUAUAGCUGUUGAUUGGGUUGCACGAAAUCUUUACUGGACAGACACUGGCACUGAUCGGAUAGAAGUGACAAGGCUCAAUGGGACUAUGAGAAAGAUCUUGAUUUCAGAAGACUUAGAGGAACCCCGGGCCAUUGUGUUAGAUCCCAUGGUUGGGUACAUGUAUUGGACUGACUGGGGAGAAAUCCCGAAAAUCGAGCGAGCAGCUUUAGAUGGCUCUGACCGAGUAGUAUUGGUUAAUACUUCUCUUGGUUGGCCAAAUGGUUUAGCCUUGGAUUAUGAUGAAGGCAAAAUAUACUGGGGGGAUGCCAAAACAGACAAAAUUGAGGUUAUGAAUACUGAUGGCACUGGAAGACGAGUACUAGUGGAAGACAAAAUCCCUCACAUCUUUGGGUUUACUUUGUUGGGUGAUUAUGUUUACUGGACUGACUGGCAGAGGCGCAGCAUCGAAAGAGUACACAAACGAAGUGCAGAGAGGGAGAUCAUCAUAGAUCAGCUACCCGACCUCAUGGGGCUAAAGGCCACUAAUGUUCAUCGAAUCAUUGGUUCCAACCCUUGUGCUGAAGAGAAUGGGGGGUGUAGCCAUCUUUGCCUCUAUAGACCCCAGGGCCUUCGCUGUGCCUGCCCCAUUGGCUUUGAACUUAUUAGUGACAUGAAGACCUGCAUUGUCCCAGAGGCUUUCCUUUUGUUUUCACGGAGAGCGGAUAUCAGACGAAUUUCUUUGGAAACAAACAAUAAUAAUGUGGCCAUUCCACUGACUGGUGUCAAAGAAGCUUCUGCUUUGGAUUUUGAUGUAACAGACAAUCGAAUUUAUUGGACCGAUAUAUCACUCAAGACCAUCAGCAGAGCAUUUAUGAAUGGCAGUGCACUGGAACAUGUCGUAGAAUUUGGCUUAGAUUACCCAGAAGGCAUGGCAGUGGACUGGCUUGGGAAGAACUUAUACUGGGCUGACACAGGAACAAACCGAAUUGAAGUGUCAAAGUUGGAUGGACAGCACCGACAAGUUUUGGUUUGGAAAGAUCUAGACAGCCCCAGAGCUCUAGCCUUGGAUCCUGCUGAAGGAUUUAUGUAUUGGACUGAAUGGGGAGGAAAACCCAAGAUAGACAGAGCAGCUAUGGAUGGAAGUGAACGUACUACAUUGGUUCCAAAUGUGGGGCGGGCAAAUGGCCUGACUAUUGAUUAUGCUAAAAGAAGGCUUUAUUGGACAGACCUGGACACCAACUUAAUAGAGUCCUCAAAUAUGCUUGGACUGAACCGUGAAGUUAUAGCAGAUGACUUGCCUCAUCCUUUUGGCUUAACUCAGUACCAAGAUUACAUCUACUGGACUGACUGGAGCCGACGCAGUAUUGAGCGUGCCAACAAAACCAGCGGCCAGAACCGCACUAUUAUUCAGGGCCAUUUGGAUUAUGUGAUGGACAUCCUCGUCUUCCACUCCUCACGGCAGGCAGGGUGGAAUGAAUGCGCUUCCAGCAAUGGGCACUGCUCCCACCUCUGCCUGGCAGUGCCGGUUGGAGGUUUUGUUUGUGGGUGCCCUGCUCACUACUCUCUGAAUGCUGACAACAGGACUUGUAGUGCUCCUACCACUUUCCUGCUCUUCAGUCAAAAGAGUGCCAUCAACCGCAUGGUGAUUGAUGAACAGCAGAGUCCUGACAUCAUUCUUCCUAUCCAUAGCCUUCGGAAUGUCCGGGCCAUUGACUAUGACCCGCUGGACAAACAGCUCUAUUGGAUUGACUCACGACAAAACAUGAUCCGAAAGGCACAAGAAGAUGGCAGCCAGGGCUUUACUGUGGUGGUGAGCUCAGUUCCAAACCAGAACCUAGAAAUACAACCCUAUGACCUCAGCAUUGACAUUUAUAGCCGCUAUAUCUACUGGACUUGUGAGGCUACCAAUGUCAUUAAUGUGACAAGAUUAGAUGGGAGAUCAAUUGGAGUGGUGCUAAAAGGCGAUCAAGACCGACCCCGAGCCAUUGUGGUUAAUCCAGAGAAGGGGUAUAUGUAUUUUACCAACCUUCAGGAAAGAUCUCCCAAAAUAGAACGGGCUGCUUUAGAUGGAACGGAACGGGAGGUCCUCUUUUUCAGUGGCUUAAGUAAACCAAUUGCUUUAGCUCUUGACAGCAGGUUGGGCAAACUCUUUUGGGCUGAUUCAGAUCUCCGGCGGAUUGAAAGCAGUGAUCUCUCAGGUGCCAACAGGAUAGUGUUAGAAGACUCCAAUAUCUUGCAGCCUGUGGGCCUGACUGUAUUUGAAAACUGGCUGUACUGGAUUGAUAAGCAGCAACAAAUGAUUGAAAAAAUUGACAUGACUGGUCGAGAGGGCAGAACUAAAGUGCAGGCUCGGAUUGCCCAGCUUAGUGACAUUCAUGCAGUAAAGGAGCUGAAUCUUCAGGAGUACAGACAGCACCCUUGUGCCCAGGAUAAUGGUGGUUGUUCACAUAUUUGUCUCGUAAAAGGUGAUGGUACUACAAGGUGUUCUUGCCCCAUGCACCUGGUUCUGCUUCAAGAUGAGCUUUCAUGUGGAGAGCCCCCAACAUGUUCUCCUCAGCAGUUUACUUGUUUCACUGGGGAAAUUGACUGUAUCCCUGUGGCUUGGCGUUGUGAUGGGUUUACUGAAUGUGAAGACCACAGUGAUGAACUCAAUUGUCCUGUAUGCUCAGAGUCCCAGUUCCAGUGUGCCAGUGGGCAGUGUAUUGAUGGUGCCCUCCGAUGUAAUGGGGAUGCAAACUGCCAGGAUAAAUCAGAUGAAAAGAACUGUGAAGUGCUUUGUUUAAUUGAUCAGUUCCGCUGUGGCAAUGGCCAGUGCAUUGGAAAGCACAAGAAGUGUGACCAUAAUGUGGACUGCAGUGACAAAUCUGAUGAACUGGAUUGUUAUCCAACUGAAGAGCCAGCACCACAGGCCACCAACACGGUUGGUUCAGUAAUUGGAGUGAUUGUCACUAUUUUUGUGUCUGGAACUAUAUACUUCAUCUGCCAGAGGAUGUUGUGUCCACGCAUGAAGGGAGAUGGGGAAGCUAUGACCAAUGACUAUGUGGUUCAUGGACCAGCGUCUGUGCCUCUUGGUUAUGUGCCACACCCGAGUUCUCUGUCAGGGUCUCUUCCAGGAAUGUCUCGAGGUAAAUCAAUGAUCAGCUCCCUCAGUAUCAUGGGGGGAAGCAGUGGACCCCCUUAUGAUCGAGCACAUGUCACAGGCGCAUCAUCAAGCAGUUCUUCCAGCACCAAAGGCACUUACUUCCCUGCAAUUUUGAACCCACCACCAUCCCCUGCCACAGAGCGAUCACAUUACACUAUGGAAUUUGGUUAUUCUUCAAACAGUCCUUCUACUCAUAGAUCGUACAGUUACAGACCAUACAGCUACCGGCACUUUGCACCCCCAACCACACCCUGCAGCACAGAUGUUUGUGACAGUGACUAUGCUCCUAGCCGGAGAAUGACCUCGGUGGCAACAGCCAAAGGCUACACCAGUGACUUGAACUAUGACUCAGAACCUGUGCCCCCACCUCCCACGCCCCGAAGCCAGUACUUGUCGGCAGAGGAGAACUAUGAAAGCUGCCCCCCUUCUCCAUACACAGAGAGGAGCUACUCCCACCACCUGUACCCACCACCACCCUCGCCCUGCACAGACUCCUCCUGAGGAGGGGCCCUCCUCCUCUGACUGCCUCCGCCAUGAAGAAUGUAAAUACACAUUUGGUUGAGAUCUGGAGGGGGGGAGGGAACUAUUAGAGAAAGAUGAGGCAGACCAUGUACAGUUAAAGUUAUAAAACGGGGUAAGGAAUACUGGAGAUAUUUGUACAGAAGAAAAGGAUAUUUAUAUAUUUUCUUAAAACAGCAGAUUUGCUGCUUGUGCCAUAAAAGUUUGUAUAAAAAGUAAAUUUGUACUAAAGGUUUUAUUUUUGCAAACUGAACACACAAAGCAUGCCUUAAACCCAGUGAAGUGACCGAUACAAAGGAGACGGGAGUGAUAAAGGCAUCACUGACCAGGGAUGUCUGGGCUUUAUUGAUACCAAAAACUUUGAAAAAAGAAAAAGAAGAAAAAAGUCUAUUCCAGAGCAGCAAACCACAGAUACUUGGAAGUAGCCAAAUAGCCUUCAUGUUAACUAACAUUUGAGGGCCAAGUUAAGAAAUCAUGAAAGGAAAAAAAAAAAAA